CUUUUGGCGACCAGCACCAGCGCUCUGAGUCAGCCCAGAUGACUUGGGCUCCGGUCUCUCGUUCCCCUGGAGGUCCAGCUUCGCCGAGCGUGCCGGACCAUCGCCCCUGUGUCUUCCCCUUUGUGUACAAAGGCAGGCGGUUCUCGGCCUGCACCCGCGUCGGGGGGUGGUCGCAGAGGCCCUGGUGUGCCACCACGGGCAACUAUGAUCUCCUCCCCGAGUGGCGCUACUGCUCCGAAGACGCAUACGGGGGCAGCUCUGGCGGACAGCCCUGCUUCUUCCCUUUCGUGUACCGAGGGCAGACCAUCCACUCCUGUAUCCCGGAGAGGCGGCAGCCUGGAAAAUUCUGGUGUUCCACCACGGCCAGCUACGACCAGGACAGGCGUUGGAGCUUCUGCCCCGACACAGCUCUCACGGAGACCCUUCCCAAUCGUCCCUGCGUCUUCCCCUUUCUCUACCGGGAGAAAUUCUACCACAGCUGCACGGAGACCGGGGCCAGCGAGGGAAAGGCGUGGUGUGCUACUACCAACAACUAUGACGUCGACCGCAAAUGGAGGCCGUGUCACACCACGACCUACGGAGGCAACAGCAACGGCGAGAGCUGCGUCUUCCCCUUCAUUCACAACAAGUCUCCGUCCUACCGCUGCCUCGAAGGCGGCCAGGGGAGGGAAGGCUUCUGGUGCGGCACUACCUCCAACUACGACCGAGACAAGCUCUGGAGUUACUGCCCCGACACCAUGUUGAGCCAGGAGAGGUUCGGGCCCAGCUGCGUCUUCCCGUUCAUCUACAAGGGGCGGCCUCACAACUCCUGCGUCGCCCUCAGCCACGGAGCCGGCCGUUUCUGGUGCUCCACCACCAGCAGUUACGACAGCGACGGACGGUGGGACUACUGUGCCGAAUUGGGUUUUGAGGGCGGUCUGCCCGCGCCGCGCUGCGUCUUCCCCUUUGUCUUCGAGGGCCAACUCUACUCCGGCUGCACCAACGCCAGUGACGUCAACGCCAAGCUCUGGUGUGCCACCACGGACAACUACGACCGGGACCGCCUCUGGGCCCUGUGCCCGUCCUAAGCCGGAUCCCCAGAUGCAGCAAGGGGGAUUGAAGAGAGACUUCAAAGAACCUCACAAUUGAGUAGUGGAGGGGUUGGGGGACUUCUCCUGAUUUCUA
Messenger RNA from Tachyglossus aculeatus (Australian echidna), 1164 nucleotides. Its product is annotated as epididymal sperm-binding protein 1-like. The coding region runs from base 39 to 1067 and encodes 342 amino acids. NCBI's taxonomy places the organism in Eukaryota, Metazoa, Chordata, Mammalia, Monotremata, Tachyglossidae. The record is from RefSeq and is a predicted model, not a curated record. The transcript has 8 exons. Gene Ontology annotation, molecular function: heparin binding. Gene Ontology annotation, cellular component: cell surface.